Messenger RNA from Peronospora matthiolae, 576 nucleotides. The record is from the annotation of a GenBank genome assembly. NCBI's taxonomy places the organism in Eukaryota, Oomycota, Peronosporomycetes, Peronosporales, Peronosporaceae.
AUGGGAAAGGAAAAUGCUCUACCACCAGCGGCACGAGGGGCGAUUUGUGAUAUCGAUGUCGGUGGAGCCGCACCAAUUGCGCAAAGAGUCCGUCCGGUCGCACCCAAAUAUCGGGAGAAGCUGUCAGAUCUCAUCAAAGGACUGUUGGCAGACAAGAUCGUUCAGCCAUCCACGUCAACUUGGGCGUCUCCGAUAGUGGUGAUCAUCAAGAAGAACGGAGUGGACAUUCGCCUUUGCAUUGAUUAUCGAAGAGUGAACCAGCUGACGCGACUGAUGGUUUAUCCCAUGCCGUUGAUCAGCGAUCUGCUGGAAGAUCUGGAUAAAGAUCUAUGGUACUGUUCGCUAGACAUGGCUAGUGGAUUCUGGGUCGUCGAAAUGACUGAACGAGCAAAACUGAUCUCAGCGUUUGUAACGCCGUUUGGCUUGUUCGAGUGGCUACGAAUGUCUUUUGGGCUUAAAAACGCGCCCCGGAUCUACCAACGUCUGGUUUACAAUGCGCUGUAUGGAUAUCUCAAGAUCGGCCAGAGAUCAGCCUCUGAUGGCCCGAUCGAUUUGUUCAAAGAUGGAGAACCUUAG